Messenger RNA from Daktulosphaira vitifoliae (grape phylloxera), 1220 nucleotides. RefSeq names its product calpain-3-like. Gene Ontology annotation, biological process: proteolysis. The transcript has 5 exons. Gene Ontology annotation, molecular function: calcium-dependent cysteine-type endopeptidase activity. The coding region runs from base 379 to 1116 and encodes 245 amino acids. The record is from RefSeq and is a predicted model, not a curated record. Lineage: Eukaryota; Metazoa; Arthropoda; Insecta; Hemiptera; Phylloxeridae. Gene Ontology annotation, cellular component: cytoplasm.
AAUAAAACAUGUUGAACUCAGCAUAGAAAACAUUUUCAUGAUAUCAUUGCAAACAUGGUGCUGUCGAUUCCAGUUAAAAAUGUGUCAAACGUGUAGUUAAGUGUUUCGUGUAAUACCCUCCUAUUCAUGUAAAAGUUGAAAAAUCGAUGUCCAAACACUAAAGUAGAAAAUCCAUGUACAAACAUAAAGAGGUGUGUCCCUCGACGGUGUGUAUGUGAAUACAAGCACGCGAUGCUUCUAUUAUAAAUGAGUACAGCGACAGCGUCGUUGUCGGACGGCAAAGUGGCGACGAAUCGUGUAUAUGUGGACCGUGUCCCGGUUGUUGUCUCGUCUGUAGUUUGUUUGCCCGGGUCGGCGUAGGUGGGUCAUGCGGCCAUCAUGGGAUGUGGACAUUCCGAUAGCAAGUCGUCAGCAUCGAGGGACGACGGUAGCUCGGCAACGUCUUCACCUGACCGGACAGCUGACAGCAAUGGACAUGUUGGACGUCAACCGUGGACCAAAAAUUGUGCGUUCCCAGCUCAUCGUAUUACCAAAGUGACGCAGGUUGAAAAAGUUGACGUUUGUGAAGAACAUGGCAGUAAAUUGUUUUCAAAUACCUUACAAGAUGACUACAACAAUACUAAAGGUUUCCCUGAAGUAGUAUCUAUUCAUGGCAGUUGGAUUUAUGGUCUAAAUGCAGGAGGAUCUAGAAAUAAUUUAGACAUGUUUGAAACCAACCCACAGUAUUUGCUCAAAUUUCCUUCCGUAUAUGGUGAGGAAAAUUUAUUUAUUACAAUAAAAAUAUUGUUAAAAGUUAAACGUCUAGACAAAAAAUCUCCAUUAUUUGUUGCUUUUUUUUUAUACAAAAAUGACUGCCACCAGAAAGAAACGUUAGGCGCCGAAUAUUUUUUGUGCACAGAACCGGAAGGAAGUUCCGGACCAUUCAAAUCAAAACAAGUAAUCUCUGAAACAUUUGUGGUAUCAAACUUGGCAAGCUAUGUUAUAGUUCCGGCGACAUUCAGACCGUUUCAACAAGCCGAGUUUAUGAUUAAAGUAAUGAUCGGUAGAAAAUUAGGAACUGAACUGACAAAAUUAUUACCACCGGAGAGACCGUCAGUAGGUUAUAUUAAUAUGUAACAUAAGUCUUUUAAAUAUGUUUGUUAUAUGAAAUAUUAAAAUUUUUCAUUUAAAUAUAUAAAUAAUCAUAUUCUGAUGUUAUCAUUUCUCGUUUUACAUUAAAU